This is a messenger RNA of Recurvomyces mirabilis, 1965 nucleotides long. RefSeq lists its product as uncharacterized. The coding region runs from base 1 to 1965 and encodes 654 amino acids. Lineage: Eukaryota; Fungi; Ascomycota; Dothideomycetes; Mycosphaerellales; Teratosphaeriaceae. The transcript has a single exon. The record is from RefSeq and is a predicted model, not a curated record.
AUGGCUAUGUCCACCUCUCCAUCAAAGGCCCAAGCUUCAGCAUCGGCAUCUAUCAUGUUAGGAUAUCAGAAUCGGUCUUCGUCGCGAGCGCAAGAAGUGACAGCGGUAUACAAGAACAUGACGCUUACCUCACCGACGGUGUACAUCGACUUCCAGACUGCUUACGCCACCGACGAUUGUGGCAAUGCUGUCGGCAAGGCGUAUCCUGGUGCUGUCGUAGGAGUUGAUCCGCAAUCACUAUAUAGCAUGCUAGGGGACUGGGACUUUGCUGUUCAGACUGUCGACAACGGUGCGAGGACCACAACUUUCUACCCGUCCGCAAAAUUCGACUUCCAUGAUCUGAACGGAUUACCGCCAGUUUCGGCAUACAUAGAGCAGCCAAGUUGCAUCGCUUAUGGCUGUUACUCUAUCUGGUCAAGUCUCUAUCGACCGGUUCUUGUCCUACCUAGUCAAGUGCGGAAUCUGGACCCAGCAUGGAAGAGCUGCGGACUUGACUGGCAUGGUGCUUGGGAUCCUCCUAUUGCUUUGCAGCCAGCUCAAGCGAUUGAUCCCGUCACCACACCACAUGCCCCGUCCUACACCGUGCCUGCUUCGCCACAAUCAACAAUUAGGGCGCCUGCAAGCCAAACUCCCACAGCGAUACCGGCGGAUCCCAGAGCGAGUAUAAGCCAAGGCGGCGGUGCAUUGCACACCCCAGCAUCGACAGACCCUCUGGAGUCGGAGAAGCCUGUGCAAAGCUCGACAAGUAACAAGGCAUGGCCAUCCUCUGCCGACCCGUCCUUGGUCGGCAUAUCUUUGAUCUCGACGCAGACUAGCCCAGAGAUUCCAACAAGCUUUUCUUACCGACCCGUUCAGACAGCUGAUGACCCAGCCAGCCGAUCGGGGGUUGUGCUGGCGAGUCCGAGCAUCGUACCAGCCCUCUCCUCAAGCUCGACAUUAGUCCAUUUCCCUUCAGCAACAAACGCAUAUGAGGUUCUGACUGCAGCUCAAGGUACUGCGAUUAGCAGCAUAGCAGCAAGUAGAGACGAUCCUGGAAGUUCCGGAAGCAUUGCCCCCCCCGCUACCUCUUCUCAAGGUGUCUUGUCCGUCUCGCUCCUAGCUACCUCUUCGGCCUCAACGAUAGGAGGUGGGCAAACAUUGAGCGCCGUACCUGUCGUAGCACCAGAUGGCGGGACAUCUCGCCUUCUCUCCUUUGCUGGCACCACAGUCAGUGAGGGCGGCCCAGCUCUAAGCACGGCCGGCCACAGCUACAGCGCUGUGUCCGGAGAAAUCAUUGAGGACGGCAGUACUGUUGAACUUGCCACGAAGACGUUGAGCAAGACUUCUACACCACAAGCAGCAAUCACGAUUGGGACUUCGACCGCCGUUGUCCACUCUGUCCCUGGAGGCGGUGUUCUACUUGGUACGCAGACGCUACUAUCAGGGUCUGGCGUCUUGAUUGAUGGUCAUACCUUGAGUGCAGGCAGCAACGGUAUCGUCCAGGAUGGCACGACGAUACCGUUCUCGAUACCAUCUUCCACAUUGUCGACACAAGCACCUGAAGCCAUCCUCACACUUAGCUCAGCAUUCGCAACGGCCUCUGAGAUUCCGGGAUCCUAUAUCGCUUGGGCGAUUGGAAUUCAGACGUUGAGUGUAGGCGAGCCGGGCAUCACCAUGGGUGGUCACAGCGUCAGCGCGGCACCCUCUGGAGUCCUCCUCGAGGAUGGAACUGUAGCAGAGGUCGCGUCCAGUUCAUCGUCGUCAGUUGUGCAGAGUCCUAGCUCACCGAGUGGUUUCCUGCCUGUGAUUACAACGGCUAGUGGUGCAACACCCACUGAGCAAGGCAGUGCUACGUCGUCCACGGCAGCGACGGGCAGUGGCAUAGUUUCAUCGUCCGGAUCUGCGAUCAGGAACAGCUGUCUCCGCAUCCUGCUGCUCACACCUGUACUACUAAUGCUAGGCUGUCUGUUCGGCGUGUGGACGUAA